Messenger RNA from Strongylocentrotus purpuratus (purple sea urchin), 1877 nucleotides. Its product is annotated as tubulinyl-Tyr carboxypeptidase 1. The record is from RefSeq and is a predicted model, not a curated record. The transcript is spliced from 9 exons. Gene Ontology annotation, biological process: regulation of angiogenesis. NCBI's taxonomy places the organism in Eukaryota, Metazoa, Echinodermata, Echinoidea, Camarodonta, Strongylocentrotidae. The coding region runs from base 213 to 1265 and encodes 350 amino acids. Gene Ontology annotation, cellular component: cytoplasm.
GAAGUCUCGCCACGGUUGGUUUCUCGUAACGACAUGUAAACAACACUCGACUGCAUACAGCUAGUUAUCGCAUUAUCACGGAUAAAUCCCACAAUAUCUCAAGCUUAUCACCCUGUGAAAGCUUUGCAAGCAAUCAGAUGGAAUCCAGUAGUAGUCAGUACUCUCUCGGAUACAAUAUGAAUACAGCCACUUUAUCGUAAUAAUAGAGAAUUAUGACUUCUAAAUCAACGCCCGGUGCUGGAGACAAGAGCGACGAUGAGGAGAAUGAAAACGGCACCGCGGCCGCCGCGACCGGGGGAGUUCUAUUUUAUGUCAAUAAAGACGGCUUUCCCAUGACCCACCAAACAUGCGAGAAAAUGUUUAAUCACUGUGCGAGGAUUCAUCCAGAUAGAGAAAAGAUGGUCGACAAAAUUCAAGGGAGUAAAAACUUACCUAAGGUUCCAGUCCCUUCGGCUCCUGCUGUGCACCUUUACCAGUCUGUUGGAGCAAGAUUAGAAGCUAUCCAGGACUAUAUGAAAGAAUUGCAAUACAACCAUACUGGUAUGCAGUUUUAUGAGAUAAAAAAGAACAGGCCACUAUCUGGGUUAAUGGAUUCUGCCAAAGAAAUGAUCAGGGAGUCACUUCCCAUCAAGUGUCUUGAAGCAGUCAUUCUAGGAAUUUAUUUGACCAAUGGUACCCCGGGAUUAGAGCGGUUUCCGAUCAGCUUUAAGACUCAAUUUCAUGGUAACAUUCACCGACAUGUGGUACUUGGUUUGGUUCACAACUCACGGUAUGGUGCUCUUGGUAUGAGCAGGAGAGACGAUCUCAUGGAUAAACCUCUAGAAUUCAAGUCAUUAUCUGAGCUGAUAUUCAGCUAUCAAGAUGCGUAUAAGAAAUAUUGGCAUGUAGUGAAGAAAUUGAAGGUUGGAUUACCAAUAGCACAUGAUCCACAUAGCUUUGAACAGAUACAUUGGCGGCAUCUCUCUCUGAAUAUGUGGAAGAUGAGCCAUUCUGAAGCAAGCAAGGAGAUUGACAAAUAUGCCAAAGAUAUGAGAGCAUGUUACAAGUCAAGUCGCUCUGGACAGUCUAGCUAUCAGUUUGUCCAGGAGACCAACCCCUACAACUCACCUCGAAGGAAUCCUGUUCCUAGCAGCACUCCUAGGGUUAAUAGAUCAUCGUCUCCUAUCGUUGUCAGGGCAACGCAAGCAGGAGCUGAUGGAAGUGAUGAUGAUGGACCAGUAGUUGAGAAGAGGUUAACAGGUGGAGGAUACGAAAUUAGAAUAUGAAGCAGAGUCUGUAACUUUUUGUAAUUUAUUCCUGUGCAUUACAUUUAUUUUAUUCAUGAUAAGUAUAAGGUAGACACAUGGUGUAGAGAUUUAAAGAUAUUGUUAUGUUAUAGAUCUUGUAUUUGUUGGUAGAUUGAUUAACAGUUUACCUAGAAAUGAAAAACAAAGACAUUCUAUAGCUGGAAGAAAAUAUCAUUUCAAAGAUGAAGGUAUAUGUUUUCAUAAUACAAUGUAUGUGACAUGUAGUAGGAGAGAGGGAGGGUAGGUCAGAGAGAGAGAGAGAGAUAUAGAGAUUAUAAAGGAAUGAAUGAGAGGAAGUAAAAGAUGGAAGAAGGUAAAAACCUGAAAAGAGAGAUGUAGUGAGGGAGAAGAGAGUGACAGACAGAGACAUAUUAUUAGAGAAGAUAGAAGAAGAGAGAGAGAGAGAGAGAGAGACAGCAGAGACGGAGACUGAUAUGCAUCAAUAGAUAUAUGUUUAAAUUUGUAUUAAAUAUCAUGCUAAAAGUAACCUUUUUGUUUCUUUCCAAUGAUCUUAAUGUUAUUAAACUCAUGCAUCUAAUUAAAUAUUGCAUGGGUCCAUAUGUAUGUCUUUCAAGCUCAAAGCCACUUCGU